CCAAGGAUAUUCACGUUCUGGGAAUUGGAAGGCCUGGUUUAUGGUUAACCAGCGCCUUGCCUCCCCCAUCAUUCCCUCAUCACAUUCCCUAUAGCUUUCUUCCCAGAAAACAGAAUUAAAACAAAAAAUCAAUACUAGAACCUUGGCAUUGAGUUUCUCAUCCCUCUUCUACAAUGAACGACCUUCUAUCGGAAUCGUUUGAAAUCCCUCGUGGGCAUGGAAAUAGAGACGUCGAGUUAGGGGCAUAUCUACGGACUUCAGGAGAACUGGGUUUGGAUACUUUCUUCAAAAAGGUUCAAGAGCUUGAUAAGCAAUUUGAGAGGCUGGGUAAGCUUCUCAGGCAGCUCCAGGAUGCUCACGAGGAGUCCAAGGCAGUGACCAAAGCUCCUUCCAUGAAGGAUAUUAAGCAGAGAAUGGAGAAAGAUGUUGAUGAAGUUAAGAAAAUUGCCCAUCACAUAAAAACAAGAAUUGAAGAAUUGGACAGAGAAAACUUGGAAAAUAGGCAAAAGCGUGGAUGUGGAAAAGGAACAGGCAUCGACAGGUCAAGGAUAGCAACCACCAUUGCCUUAAAAAAGAAAUUGAAGGACAAGAUGGAUGAAUUUCAGCGGCUGAGGGAAAUCAUACAUCAAGAAUAUCGUGAGGUUGUAGAGAGACGUGUUUAUACAGUGACGGGCACAAGAGCUGAUGAGGAGACAAUUGACAGAUUAAUUGAAACCGGAGAUAGUGAACAGAUUUUCCAGAAUGCAAUCAGGGAACACGGAAGAGGCCAGAUACUGGACACACUGGCAGAAAUUCAGGAACGGCACGAAGCAGCUAGAGACGUUGAGAGGAAGCUUCUUGAAUUGCAGCAAGUAUAUCUGGAUUUGGCGGUGUUGGUUGAUUCACAGGGUGACAUUCUUAACAACAUAGAAUCCCAGGUAUCAACUGCAGUAGAUCACGUACAGCAAGGCAAUAAUGCACUUGUGAAGGCAAAGAAGGCACAGAAGAAUUCGAGAAAAUGGAUGUGCAUUGCUAUCAUAAUACUUCUUCUUGUUGUUGUCAUUGUUCUUACUUCAGUCCUCAGACCAUGGAGUAACAGAAAGGGGGCCUAGUCACCAGUUGCUUGUGUAUCAACUUGUGGAUACUAAAACUAAUGAGUACUUUUUCCCCUUGAUUGUCAUGUAUCAAGUUCUCAUAUAGCGAUUUUAUAUGUUGAUAUUGAGAAUCUCAGCCUACAUAUAUAAAUCUUCAUUCAAAAUUAUCAGCAAAAUUUGAGACCUCUAUU
This is a messenger RNA of Prosopis cineraria, 1264 nucleotides long. Its product is annotated as putative syntaxin-131. The record is from RefSeq and is a predicted model, not a curated record. The transcript is spliced from 13 exons. Gene Ontology annotation, biological process: exocytosis; intracellular protein transport; vesicle fusion. NCBI's taxonomy places the organism in Eukaryota, Viridiplantae, Streptophyta, Magnoliopsida, Fabales, Fabaceae. Gene Ontology annotation, molecular function: SNAP receptor activity; SNARE binding. Gene Ontology annotation, cellular component: endomembrane system; SNARE complex; plasma membrane. Bases 174 to 1091 code for a protein of 305 amino acids.